Molecule: messenger RNA, 2361 nt
Organism: Periophthalmus magnuspinnatus
Lineage: Eukaryota; Metazoa; Chordata; Actinopteri; Gobiiformes; Gobiidae
Gene: hnf1a
Product: HNF1 homeobox a
Exons: 10
Coding region: 280-1959 (559 amino acids)
Biological process (GO): positive regulation of DNA-templated transcription; regulation of transcription by RNA polymerase II; liver development
Cellular component (GO): nucleus
Molecular function (GO): RNA polymerase II cis-regulatory region sequence-specific DNA binding; DNA-binding transcription factor activity, RNA polymerase II-specific
Source: RefSeq, a predicted model, not a curated record
GGCUUGAGAGAGCAGGGACAAAGUUCACCGGGCCUGUGUAAGGAGGAGGGGGUGUAGAGGAGGUUCAAACAAGAAAAAAUUGACCUUUGAAAAGCAAAACAGCAGGUGGAGAGCUAAAAACUAGGUAGCUCAGGACACAUCAAGAGGAAAUACUCGAGAAAAUUAAAGCAUACAUGAAACUUUAGCUAAAAGAAGGCUACAGGCGUACUGAGGACAGUGCAGUCUGCUGGGUUGGUUUAGCUGUGUUUGUUUGCAGUAGCGGGAUCUAUCUUCCUAGCAAUGGACGCAGAAGACAGGACACCAAGGAGAAACCAAUUGACUGCACUUCAGGAGCAGCUGGUCUGGGCCUUGUUGGGAUCUGGACUGUCCCGGGAUGUCUUAAUCCAGGCCAUGGGGGAGCUAGAGCGGGACAGACUGAGCAACAGUGGUGGUGCCGAGAAGGCAGAGAGGGGCGAUGGGGAGAGCUCAGAGGAGGGAGAAAUGGACUACCCGCCGCCUAUUUUCAGAGAGCUGGACAAAUUAGAUCCAGAAGAGGCUGCCAAGCUAAGGGCUGAGGUGGACCGGCUUUUGCAAGAGGAUCCAUGGCAUGUUGCAAAAAUGAUCAAAAGCUACAUGCUGCAGCACAAUCUCCCACAGAGAGAGGUGGUGGAAUCAACAGGGUUGAACCAGUCCCACCUCUCACAACACCUCAACAAAGGCACGCCCAUGAAGAACCAGAAGAGAGCUGCACUGUACAGCUGGUACGUCAAGAAGCAGUGCGAGAUCAGUCAACAGUUCACCAAUGCCAAACAUGGGCUGGCUUCAAUGGAUGACCAAGGAGAGGACAACAGGAAAGGACGCAGGAACAGGUUCAAAUGGGGUCCUGCCUCACUACAGAUCCUGUUUCAUGCCUAUGAGAGACAGAAGAACCCCAGCAAAGAGGAGAGAGAGGGCUUAGUGGAGGAAUGCAACAGGUCAGAGUGCUUACAGAGGGGCGUGUCGCCAUCCCAGCUGGCAGGUCUGGGUUCUAACCUGGUCACUGAGGUGCGUGUAUACAACUGGUUUGCAAACCGCCGCAAAGAGGAGGCUUUCCGGCAUAAACUGGCCUUGGACACACCCUACACCAACCCUUCUGUCAACUCUGCAAACACAGCUCUCCCUUCAAGUCCAGAGCACGGUUUGAAGUACAGCCAGCAGAUCUCGUGUGACACUCUGAGCUCAGUAAGAGCUACAGGAGGGGAGCGUGUAGGACGGUUGGUGGUGAGCCCUGUCCCACUGGAGCCCAGUCACACUCUCCUCGAAAGCCACAACUCCAAAACGGUAUCAACUGGAGGAUCACUGCCCCCAGUCAGCACUCUGACGUCAUUACACAGCCUGUCCUCCUCCACCUCCUCUCAAGGGCUCAUCAUGGCCUCUCUGCCCAGCGUCAUGAGCCUGGGGGAGUCUUCAUUACUUAUAGGUUUGGCUUCCACACAACCACAGACCGUACCUGUGAUAAACAACGUGGGGGGAGGCUUCACCACUCUGCAGCCCAUCUCCUUUCAGCAGCAGCUCCAUGCCUCCCCACAGCCCAAUCUGUCACAGCAGAUCCAGAGUCACAUGGGAGCCAGUCCAUUCAUGGCCACCAUGGCACCACUACCCUGCCACAUGUACAACAAAUCAGACUCACCCCAGUACCAUUCAUCCAGUCUACUGUCCCAGGCCAUGGUCAUCACUGACAGCAGCAGUCUGGGCACCCUCACCAGCCUUGCAGCUGUCAGACAGAUACUUACAGCUGACCAAGACGAAGACACGGACACACCUUUAGAGGAAGAAUCAUUACAUCUCCAGCCUCACACACCUGUACCAGCCUCUUCGGAAAGCCUGGAGUUGUAUCCAUCCUCUCAGUCCACAGAGAGUCAUCAGUGCCACCUCCUGUCACCUUCACCUCCAGACAUAAGCUCAUACAUGCCUUCACAACUGGUCUCCACUGCACAGUGACAAUGGGGAGCGGUGCCAGUGAAUAGGAGCGAUAUAUGAAAGUGUGUAUGGGAAAGGCCAGAACAUAGCAAUUACUGGAAGGACACUGGAUAUAUAAUUAAUUAUGCAAAAAUAUGCAGGCUUCAGUAAAAACAGUAGGCUAUAGUACAAAAAAGAAACAAACUUGGCAGCUGUUAGAGAAAGGACUUUGUUGUCACUGCAUGCUUAUCGAGUAGUAUAAAUAGUUUUACACAGUAAUGUUUUCCAUAAAGGUGCAACAAGCCAGAAAUUCAUGUAUGGUUCCCCGAGAGUAUGAGUAGUUUUGUGCAUUUGUACAUAAUCAUAAUUCAUAUCAUCAUCAGAUAUUCUUCUAUUUGGACCCGGGACAAGAUGGAGCUAAAAGAAAUCAGGGAAUCUACAGAU